Messenger RNA from Rodentolepis nana, 723 nucleotides. The record is from the annotation of a GenBank genome assembly. NCBI's taxonomy places the organism in Eukaryota, Metazoa, Platyhelminthes, Cestoda, Cyclophyllidea, Hymenolepididae.
UUGUUCGAACAAUUUGCAUCGUAUAUUACAAAUCUACCCUUAACAACAAACUGUUCGUAUACAGAAACACAACUCGUUAUAGGACAGGGAACAUAUGGAAGUGUUGUAAUUGGCACCAGACCGACAGAUAAUAAAUUUGUUGUCAUCAAGAGAUAUAACCAACCUUUGACAUUAAAUUACAGGACAACUAUAAAAGAAAUGUGUUUUUUAAACGAACUAAGACACGAAAACAUUGUUAGAAUUUUGGAUAUCUGUGUUCAUAAUGGUAUAAUUUUGGAGCUUAGUGUUAUCAGUUUAGGUGGCUACCUAAAUCCCGAGAUUAAACUUGUGUUGGAACUAUGUCGGUGUGAUCUACAUGAGUUCAUUUAUUCGGCGUUCUACUCUGAAAAUCAUCGAAAAGUAAUCGUCAAACAAAUUUGUAGAGGUCUUUCAUACAUUCACAGUCGCGGCAUCAUUCACCGUGACUUGAAACCGGCAAAUAUUUUGAUUGGCCCUGAUGGAAAACUUAAAAUAGCUGACUUUGGAUUAUCUCGAUUACACCAAGGGAGCACAAAUUCGCCUUAUACGCCAAGUGUUGGUACACAUGGAUACCAGGCUCCGGAAAUUUUUUUGGGUUCUGUAACAUAUGACGAAAAAGUGGACAUUUUCUCAUUGGGUGUCAUCAUCAUAACUUUAUAUACCAAAACGGAAAUAUUUGUGGCAAGCAAAAAUAUCCUCUCUUAA